Molecule: messenger RNA, 1886 nt
Organism: Sardina pilchardus (European sardine)
Lineage: Eukaryota; Metazoa; Chordata; Actinopteri; Clupeiformes; Clupeidae
Gene: ccnj
Product: cyclin J
Exons: 6
Coding region: 281-1360 (359 amino acids)
Biological process (GO): regulation of cyclin-dependent protein serine/threonine kinase activity; mitotic cell cycle phase transition
Cellular component (GO): cytoplasm; cyclin-dependent protein kinase holoenzyme complex; nucleus
Molecular function (GO): cyclin-dependent protein serine/threonine kinase regulator activity
Source: RefSeq, a predicted model, not a curated record
AAAAAGAAGAGAGAGUCGGCCCUGAUUGUGCCUCAAAGCAAGUCUGCGUCUGAUUGGGCGUUUGUUGGGAAGUUCAGAGUGUAAGGGAUCAUCCAAUUGGUAGAGUAGCCACUCCAUGUGUUCCAAUCUUGCUUAUUGUAAACUUGGACAAUGAAACCGUAAACUUCGUGAUUCAUUGUCAACAUUUUUUUACUCUGAAAGACUCUUCAAAACACAGAGCGUUCGUUCUCGAACGUAGUCGUGAGUCCAUGUUUGGGGGCAGCCCGACACAUUUAAUCCAAUGGAGCUUGAGGGCCAAUGGUGGAAAGGACAACUUGCAGGAGACAUACACCAGGCUCUCCGCCUUAAGGAGCUCAAGCUGCCCGUUUACAAAUGUCAGUCUCCACAACUCAACUUGAGGCGCUAUUUUGCUGACCUCAUAGCAGUAGUGAGCAAUCGCUUCAAGCUGUGCCCAACAGCAAGGCACCUUGCAGUUUACUUGUUGGAUCUCUUCAUGGACCGCUAUGACAUCUCUGUACAGCAGCUUCACAUCGUCGCCCUAUCCUGUUUACUCUUGGCUAGCAAAUUUGAGGAGAGAGAAGACCGUGUCCCCAAGCUCCAAACACUCAACAGUCUGGGCUGCAUGAGCUCCAUGAGUCUGGUCCUGAGCAGGCAGGGACUCUUGCACAUGGAACUUCUGCUCCUGGAGAGCUUCCAGUGGAACCUGUACCUUCCCACUGCCGCCCACUUCAUUGAGUAUUACUUGUCAAUAGCAGUCCAAGAGGGGGACCUGCAUGAUGGCUGGCCCAUGGUCUGCCUGGAGAAGACGGUUCUUUACAUGAGCAAAUAUGCAGACUAUUUCCUAGAGGUCUCAUUACAGGACCACCUCUUCCUGGGCUUUGCGCCAUCUUUGGUGGCGGCCGCUUGCGUAGCGGCCUCCCGCAUCGUCCUGCACCUGUCCCCAUCAUGGCCCAGCCGUCUCCACCACCUCACCCUGUAUCCGUGGGAACACUUGGUGCCCUGUGUGGAGAGGUUACUUGUCGCUCACGACGGUGACCUGAAAGAGGCAAACAAGCAAAAGUGCCAGCACUCGACGUCCCAGGCCUCCCAGGUGGUGUUCCAGACGCAGCCCCAGAGCACCGCUCAGUACCUCCAGAGGUCCGCGCUGCAGUACACCCAGUCAAGCCAUUCGCAGCCCGGGCUCUCCCAGGCCCACGGGCCGUCCCCCUACCUGACUCACGCCACCACGCUGCAGUCCAGCAGCAUCUUGGGUCAGGGGCAGGCCAUCUCCGCCCCGCUGGACCCAAAGGGGAACCUGCCCUCCCGGGGCUAUCAGUUGAAUGCUCUGUAUACAUGCGCCACCCCCCAGUUUGAGAGGUGAUGGAAGCCAUUAAGAGGAUUAGACAGGUGUGGACAUGAUGAAGUCAAGGUUACAAAGCUGCCCCCACCACCACCACCAUCUUACCUCUGACUGGAAGGAUGAACUGAAUAAUUUCAGCUGCUAAGUAAUGUUCUUUUUCUUUCUUUCUUUUUUUUUUUUAACAAAAACAGAAGGCGACUGGUGAAGAAGUGAUUUUUCAGCAUUACAUUCGCUGAUGUACAAAGUCAGGGCAUGCAAACGUGCAAUAGUAACUGUUUAUUUUUUUUGCCUUUAAUCCACUGAUUGUUUUUGUGGGGUUUUGUUUACCUCUAUCCCAGGAAAUCAUGUGAUUAUGUUAAAGUGUAUUUUUCAAUGCAGACUUCAGGAGAAACAUAGGUGUAUAGCCAUUUUUACAAGUAGGUCUAGUUGGUUUUUUGUGCGCUGCUACCUCAGAAGCAUUGAAUGUAGACUGUUGUCCUGUGAACCAAACAAGUGCACUUUGAUUCGUUAUGUUUUUAAUAAAAACACAGCAGGGUGACUAUGAACA